GAGUGUCAAUACCUUCGACAUCGUACAGUGUAUGUACAUUGCAAAGUGUUCACUCGUGCUCACAGUCAAUUUGUGCGAUGCUUCUGUGAACAAUGUUGUACACAAAAUGUAUUUCGUACACAUAAAUAUUCCGAAGAAAAAGUUUGAUACAUAAUCAUUAUGCGACAAACUAUGUAUACGAGUAUUCAGUGAUGUAUUACCUGCGCUGUUUUAUAUUCUUCGCCGAUUAUCGCGACUUCAUUACCGUUCGUGACUGUCGCUCGAAUUUUUUUAACGAUCAAUAGAGAGAGACGAGAAACGAAUAACAUAUUUUCUGUAAAAAAUUUAAUCUAAGGAUGUGAUUUGAAAAUGCAACAUCAAAGAAUGCAUUUUAUUUUUGACGCUUGGCAAUGAUAGCCUGAACCGAUAGUGAAUCAAUGAUUGUUGUUGCAACUUGUCAAACAUAUACUGUCAUUAUGGUGCCAUUUAAAGAUAAUUAGCGAAUCGAAUGGAUUUCAGACGAUUUGCAACAAGAAGAAACAAAUGUAUUAUAAACUUUGAAAUAUAUUUAGCCGAGAAUAUCAAUGAUUCGAUUCAACUAUUUUGACUAAUCGACAAUAAGCGUCCGUGCGAAAUUACUGAAAGGUUAAAUUUAAUUUUAAAUUGAUUCGGAGUUAUUUAUGCGGUACAAGGCAACAAAGUUUAUAAAACCAAUUUGAAAACGACAGCGUACAUGAAAUAAACUACCAGAUUUCAAUGAUAAUGCAUUUUACUGUGUAUUAAAGUAAGGCUUUUAUAGGUGCAAAGAGUAUGCAUUCAUAUCACGAUAUGCUGCUAAUAACUUAAUUUCAUGAACUUGAAUUGCAAAGUAAAAAGAUCAACAUGAGUGUUCAACUGGAUAUUAUAGUAAGACCAGAGGUCCGUUUAGAUGCCAAAUGGCUCAAAACUGAUCUGAAGCGUUUACUUUAUCGAGAUGGUUUGGCUGAACUAUGGAAUGAAAUGAUACGGGAUGGUGAAAUUGUAGGGUCAUUUAGCGAUGGUUUAAUCAAUACAGCAGGCAUAACAGCUAGGAAGGGCGAAUCUGGACAUUAUUAUUGUAACAUGAGAGUGUUGUCAUGCUUGUGUUGCGAUGGUAUUUGUGGUCCACAACACGGCUGUAAUUGUGGUCCUUGUCAGAAACUGGAUGAAGAAGAAUCAACAAGAGCAAAUGCUCUAGCAGAGAAAAUUACUCCAGCACGUCGCACUAUGGAUUCUUGGCUCUGGGGUCCUCAACCAUCUCUGUCCGACCUAACCGAAUGCAUCGAUUUAUUAAUCAAAGAACAAAGGAAAUUGUGUUAUGAAGUAGCAAACAGCACAUUGUCUUCGACAAGAUUAAAACAGCGAUUGGUAGUAGCACGACGGUAUCUGAUGGCCCUUGUUCGUCACAAACCACAGGAGGCCAAAGACAUUCCCAUGACGCCUAAACCUGCUGCUAAACUGCAAAAAAUGAUGAGACCGAAUGAAAAGGCAACUUUGGGUUUAGCGCGAGUAGGGUCCCGCGCUGCCCUAAAUUUUUCAUUCGCGUACCUACGACGAGCCUGGAGAUCCGGCGAGGACAUAGAGUUUUGCAGCGAGCUACUGUCAGAAUCACUGGAAGCUUUACAAUCGUUACCGGAAGCGACGCUUUUCGAUGAGACAAACGUUUCUCAAGUCUGGCUGGAGGUGGUAGAACGAUCAGCGAAAUUUUUAAGACAAGUCGUCACAGGGGACAUAACUAGUGGAAGAUCAUGGUGUUCUAUACCGUUAACCGAUCAGCACACGGCUCUGUGCCUGUUAUUGGAAUUGGUCACGCAAAGAGCUACUUUAUCCAGCUUGUUGGAUUCCGUCUGUUUGCUGCUUCACUUAAGCGGCAAACACAAGCAUCAAGAUAAUCGUGUGAUACCACCAGGAAGCACAGCGCCGUUGAUACCGUUGUUGAGACGACUGAACGCAAUCCCGGUUUCAAAAUCUAGACGUUCGGAUAAGAAUAUGACGCCGGGUCCAUGCGAGGUUCUGCUGAAGUACUUGAGACUGCCAGAGGAUGACAGUACGUCCGUUGACUUACGAAAAGCGGCGGUGAUUAUCAUGUGCAAUCUAAGCAGGUUGGCCGCUCCUCUGUUGCCUCCGUUGAUAACUGACAGAUUCCCGAAGAGUCAGAAUCAAACGUUUCAAGAAGUUCUAGCCUGGGGUAGCGUGAAAUUCGGGAAUGGCGCAUCUCCGUUUUAUUGCGACGCGAUCGCGGAGCUUGGUAUUAAGCAGCUUUGUUGCACUGAAAGAGCUUUGAUGAUUUUAUCGAUCAGCGGCAACGUUUACAUGAUGUACUAUGGUUCCGAGACUCAGUAUCCACAAAGGGUGCACGGUUUCUCGGAUAAGCCGGUAACAAUGAUCGCCUCUCACUCGGACGGCAAGCAUUAUUUGGCUCUGACGCAAGAAAACUCUGUGUACUCAUGGGGAAAUGGAGACGGCGGACGAUUGGGUCACGGAGACAGAACGUGGUAUGACGAGCCGAAAUUAAUCGAGGCACUGGUCGACAAGAACAUCACGUUUGUCGCAUGCGGAAGCACCUACUCGGCGGCGCUUAGUUCAAACGGCGAACUGUACACUUGGGGACGAGGCAAUUAUGGAAGGUUGGGCCAUGGAAAUUCGGAGGAUGUGACGGUCCCUACGUUGGUAACCGGUUUGAACGGGCACAUGGUUGUGCACGUGGCAUGCGGCAGCGGUGACUCGCAAACCCUGUGUGUUACCGCGUCCGGCAUAGUGUUCUCUUGGGGCGACGGGGAUUACGGAAAGCUGGGCAGAGGGGGUUGCGACGGUUCAAAAACGCCGAAGAUAGUGGACAAAUUGCUGGAUAUAAAUGUGACCAAAGUGUAUUGUGGCGGUCAAUUCUCGGCGGCUCUGACUGCAUAUGGAGAAGUCUACACCUGGGGAAAGGGCGAAGGUUAUCGUUUGGGUCACGGGAACGAGGAACACGUCGGUUAUCCGAAAGUGAUCGAGGCGCUCAAGACAAAGAAGGUGAAGGACUUGUGCGUGGGCAGCUUGCAUGUGCUCGCUUUGACGGAGGAUCAGCUAGUCUACGGUUGGAGAAGAAACGAUUACGGCCAGAUCGAUCCUGCUCUGGAGAGCGUGGUAGCAGAGCCAACGAUCUGCCCGACUUUGUCCGGAAAGAACGUGAUAGGGCUAGCCUGCGGGCCGAGUCAGAGUUUCGCAUGGUGUACGUCGGCCUGGUCCGUCGCGACCAGGGUACCCUUCGUUGUCGAUGUGUCUGAAGACACCUUCCGUCUGCUGGAUGCUCUGUUGAACAAGGCUUGCGAGGGUUUGCCGGGUACGCGGCCGCCAACUCAAGAUCGCGAGUGCCUGGCCGUGGCCGCAUUGAAUUUGCUUCGACUACAGCUACAUACCAUGAUAACGCACAACAUCGAGACGAAAUCUCUGGGGCUUUUCCUCGGUUCUUUAAAGCAACGAUGCGUCACGCUGGCCAGUGGCACCGGGAUCUUGGCUACGAUUCAAGAAGCGGCGCAAGCGGUCCUGCAAACUGGAUGGAGCAUCCUCUUGCCGACAGCGAACGAGAGAGCGAAGACACUGUCCAAUUUUUUGUCCAAGUCAAACGGAAACGACGAGCAGACAAUAACAACAGGUGAUAGCAACAUUAUUAUCAACAACAACAACAACAACAACGCUAAUAACAAUACCAAUAACAAUCCCAAUAACAACAACAACACGAACAAUACCAAUAAUAACGCUAACAUCAACAAUAACAACAAUAGCAACAUCAAUAACAACGGACAACGUUUCAUGGCGGAUUUGCUGGUGUCCAGUUUGAUGGCGGAUGGUGGCUUGGAGCUGGCAUUGAAGACCGCCAUCAAAGCGGAAACAAGCGAGUUGUUCGACGAUAAGGGGUUCUUCUCGAUGAACGGGACGACGACCGCGAGCAAAUCCAGUGAUGCUGUUAAGCAAGCGAAGGAGUUCAAUUCGGAGAAAAACAACAACACGAGCAUCUCGUUGUUGCAGCUGGUAAAACAAUUGAUCAAGGAUGGCACAUGCAUCACGAGAUCGAAGCUGCAGCUGAGCUGGUCGGACCAGUCGAUUCGCGGGAACGAGGAACCGUUAUCGCGUCAGAGGAACGACGCCUCGCCAAGUCUGAAUCUUCUACUCAAGUUCCAACGAUUGGUGGUGGCAAGGUUCUACGAUUGCAUUCAUCAGUCGAGAUCGGAGAAUUCGCGAGACCAGGAGAUGCUCGGGGCAGAGUCGCUUUUAAGCAAAUACAUAUCCCUGAUUUCUGUUCACGUGACCGACAUCGCGUCGCUCGCUGCUGAACUAGCAAACAUCAGUCUGAAGCAAUUCGUCUUUGUCUGCACUGUCCUGAAGGGAGACAUUAUCCACGUCUUGCUGCCGGAGCUCGUCACGUGUCUGAUUCUGUUACAAGUCGAUUAUCCGAUGCUGCUGCUCCAGAUGAACUGGAUGGAUCGAAUUGGGCCGAUGCUGGAAGCGCUCGAUCGGUUCAACAAGCUGAUUCCGGGAAUCGAGAGGAACGAGGCAGAUGAGCUAUCCUGGCCGGGCAUCAUAGCCCCACAGCACAGCAACAAGACUUCUAUCUCGGACGAAUUGUCCGUGAUUCGAUGGGCCGAUCUAGAAAAUCAUAAUCGGGACGGCGGUCUUUGGGUGGUGGUCAACAACAACGUGUACGACGUUCAAGACGUAGUGCGGUUCGAGGCGGCCGCCAAUACUUCGGAGGAAGGUAUUCGUGAAAAGAUCGCGUUGGGAUGGGAUUCCAGUCAUUCCGGUGUUUCGAGCACACCUCGCAGUCAACAGCAGCAACAACAACAGCAACAGCAACAACAAUUGCCAGUGCUACCGCGAUCCAUGAUGGAUUCGUAUUUUGUCGGGCAUUAUUGCCAUUCUGAGCCGGAAAACACCGAGAUCACGAUCCACGCGACAGAUGUGUGCUCCUCUUUGCUCGACACUGAACGUGCUCUCGGCUUUCUUUUAGGAUUGCACGCGCAUCGAAUGCGUCAGAGCUUACCACUACAGCCGGCUGAAGAGGAGGCCGGGGUUUGGUUAGAUGCUAAUUUCUUCCGAGGCGGUUUGCAGAUUCUUCAGCCGCCGAAUCCGUACGAGGAGGAGAAAGGGGAGGCGAGGAGCAACACCUCGACGGCGGCGAAUUCGCCGACGGAGCCCCAGCUUCCGGUUCGCACGAAGAAUGAGCCGCAGAAGGAAAAGGAUGACCGCGCGACAGCGUUCGUACACGCGCUGGCUGAAACCCAUAGAACCGAGCCGCAGGUUCACGCGUUUCUCGCAAUAGUUGACAAGUACUCGAAAACGAACAACUUGUUGGCGCACACGGAGUUCUCUGGCGAUCAUCCGGUCGAGGAAGUCGGUCGUUUACUGAUGGCGGUGAUGAUAAAGCAUCUUGGGCUAGGGUACCAGGCCAUCGAGACGAUUGAUCAGGAGGUGACGGGGAACGGAAUCAACGGGAAACUUCCGAAACCGUUAGCUGACAUGAUUCGAGCGAUUCAUCAGACCAAGUGGAAUUUUAUCCGUAUCAGACAGCAACAGAACAGAAGCUACAAAGAGGUGUGCGCGCCGGCGCAAGAGAAGUGCAGAUUCCUGCUGCACGAGGUCCGGUCCGCGACUAGCUACGAGAUCAAGGGAUUGCGAGACACGAAACUGUUGCAUACGGUGUCGAGGUUCAAGAGGGCCGUGAGAACGGUGAUAAGGGACAUCGUUCGCGGGAACAAAGGAUCCCCGAGCAAACCGGAGGACAUUGUGAAUGUCUCGAUCCAGAACGGCAAGAUCCGAAAAAAGUCGGAGGAUGAUGCGACGCCGAAGGAGGGCACCGUUUCUGGUAAACCUUCUCCGUCUUCGCCCUCCAAGUUGGAGAACACCUCGGAUACAAGAAAACGAAUCGGCAAGAUCAUCGAGAAAAUCAAACAGAAGCCGUUGAAUAUCGAUGCGACCGAGCUGAUGGCUAAUAUAAUUAAUUUCGUGGUCACCGAGGACGGAGCGGACGUGGAGACUUUACGCCGAGCAAUGUACUGUCAGACGCAGCGGGCUAAGUUACGGGAACAAGGAAUUCUGAUGAUGCAAGAACUGCUUGGCAAGGAUAACCUAAUCACAUCAGUCAAGUAUUCGUUGCUGAACGGUUGGCUCGGCUUGACCCACGAGAAUACCCACCUCGGCGAGGAGACCAUAGCGCACUGUCUCGACAACAUUCAAUCGAUAACGCCCUACCAGAAGUCGAGGAUCAUUUUGUCUGAAGCGGAGGUGACAUCGUGGGCGGUGAAGGCGUUGCGAGCGUACGUUGUUCAAGCGGAAGUGCCAAGCAAACCGAAGAUUAGUGACAAGAGCAGCCUGAACCAGGGCACGUACACUUGGCUAAGAAAGCUGCCCAGAGCCAGGUUCUUGCUGACGAUAUUGGGCAUGUUGACCAACUAUCAGCACGCCAACGAGAUCGGACUACUGAUCAAUUCUGGCACGUUGUCCAGCGUUUUAACGUUGCUCAGGCAAAUCGGACCUGCGGCGGCGACCACGACCGUAACCACAAACACGAAUGUAACAGCGAAUGUCAACGUGAACGUCAACACGAACGUAAACGCGAACCCAAACGUAAACACGAAUGCAACCGCCGCGACGUCGUCGAUGGGAAUAAGACCGGCAAUCGGACCAGAAGUGGAUGAGUUCAAGUCCAAGGACACUACGACAGCAAUAUAUGAAGACGCGUUCGAAUUGAGCAAACCGCCGAGCGUACAAUUGACCGGGAUGGAUCUGGCGGCUCUGAUGAAGGUCGGAACUCGCGUGGUUCGCGGGGAGGAUUGGAAAUGGGGUGAUCAGGACGGUACUCCGCCUGGCGAGGGUCGUGUUAUCCACGAACCUGGCGUGGACGGUUGGAUUCGAGUUCAGUGGGACAACGGUACUACGAAUUCGUAUCGCAUGGGCAAGGAGGGCAAGUACGACUUGCAGCUAGCUGAACCAUCGACGGCACCGGCGACCGACAGCGACCUUGACACGCCGCUCGACACGGUGAAACCAAUUUCUAACUGUCGCACGGCUGGAGACCCGGUGCCCGAUAUUCAUCCGACCACUUGCUUGAAAUCCGCCUCCCUCGCAUUACUUCGCGUUUUACUGCUCUGCUGCGGCAUAGUAGCUGACAAGGUGACACCGUCCGCUAUAAAGACGCUCGCUUCUGUGUUGCGAGGCGUAACAUCAGCCGCGCACAAAGCCGACUCGAUCGCCGCGAUCCAGUCCUGUCAGCCCUCGCAAGAAUCUUCGGAAACCUGGGCGACGCUGAGCAUGCUCAGAGCAAUUGCCAAUUCUUCUGAGGUCUGUAAAUCGUUGAGCACCAAGCCUUGGAUCGAUUUCCUCUUGAACGUGAUCGGGGAAGAGCGAAACUCGAACUUGGAGAAACAGAUAAUGGCGGUGAGAUUGUUGAGCACCGUUCUACCUUGCUGGUCCGCCGAAAAUCCGAACGCCGUGCCGUUUCUCGAAAGAACGUUCCGCAUAAUUGGUCGCAUCGCACUCUCCUGCGAUCUCGGCUCCUCGUCCGAGCCGUAUGCGAACAGGUGUCGCGUGUCCCUCACGGCUUCUCACAGCUCUACAAUCGUCGAGGAACUAGUCUCUCUAAUCAGGUAUCUGCACACAGUUUCGAAUUGGAACGCAACGGUGAACGCGUUCCUCGCAUCUAAGUUGUCUCUGGCUUCAGACCUGCUGAGUGACGGACCCCUCUUUCAUAUACAAGUCAACGAGAACGGGGGCGAGAACAGCUUGAGCAUUCAGCAAACGGUGAUUGCGACUCUCGUCGUGAUCGGUGGACUCGACAAUAGGCCGAGAAUCGGAGAUUUGGUCGAGGUGGACGGACAAAUUGGCACGAUAUACAGGUUCACCAAGCAUGCUAAAGUUCUCACGAAGAUGCACGACAGCGAUAUCCGUCACAAGUUGCCGUUUUUUUCCGUGAAACGAGUUGGUGAGAAAUUUCGUUUGGAUCGCAUGCCGAUGCCGGACUCGUUUCUGCCGACCUGGGCGAACCUGCUACUCGGUCAUCGCGGAUUGGACAAACGACCAAAUGGGAUGCCGGUGAUAGCUGGCACCGUCAACCCGUCCAUUUUACGUACUCAGCAGCAACAGCUUGCCGCCUUGAAUGCGGGGAAGUCGGUUCUCGAUCACCAGACCAAAUUGCGAAAGAUUCUGCGACAGCCGAUCAAUAAAAAAAACGAGUGCAGCGCGAAUGAUGAGGAUCUCGGUGUUCCUAGGGUUUCCGCGAUGCAUGCCAGUAACAGAGGUGCCGAAAAUAACAGCGAGAACAGGCGUAGAAGGCUCGUUAGGGGUCGCGGUGUCGGUCGUGGUGUCUGUACCGGCAUUGGCAUUAGCGCCAGCGUCGGGAUUGGUGUCUGCUCUCGUCGUCCUCGUAACCAUACACAUGCGGCACGUCUGGAACCCGUCAACGGUCCUGCUCGAGACAUUGCCAUUGCCAGCCUUGGCAACGAUGACGAUAACGACGGGGAGAAUGUCAACGACGAUCUCAACAACGAGAACGAUCGCAUCGUCGAUGAGGAGGAAAGGGACGACGACAACGAUAACGAGGAUGACCACAACGAAGAGGACGACGAAGAUGACGAAGACGAUGAUGAUGACGACAACAAUAACAAGGACGAAUUGAACGACGAACAGGAGACCCGAGAGGCCGAGGGCUGUUGGAAUGGUGAUGCCUCGAGACACGCGCUGCCAAACAUCAACAUUAACGCCGACGUCGACAUCAAUAACGAUCCUUACCGCGAUCAAGAUCACGAUCACGAUAAUCGAAUCGACAACGACCACAACGAGAACGAUAAUCACGCGGAAGAUGGCGAGGCUUGUCGCGACCGACGGGUCACCUUGUUCCAGGAGAUGCUGCUUCGGGCCACUAGACCACAACCCUUAAAACCUAUCUUCAAGCGGAAAGAAUUGGAAGUAGCCGCAUUGUCGGUGUCACAGUAUCUAGCUUCGGAAUUGAGUCAUUCACCGAUCCAGCGAGUCGGCGGUGGUCCGAUCUCGGAACCCGAAUCACCCGCUUCGGAUUGUUCGUUAGUUUCGCUGACUUCCAGUCAGAAGAAGCACUGUAGAAGCAGUGGUAACGGUCGGAAGAGUCCUCCGCCAAUGAGUCCGCUAAUAGCGCAGCUGACAGAGAUGGGUUUCCCGAAGAAGAGCGUUGAAUUCGCGAUCAAAAGUCUAAGCACCGCGGUCGGCUACAUCACCGCGGAAAGUGUGGUAUCUUGGCUGCUCGAGAAUCCGGACGCGGCCUUGAGCGACAGCGAGACCUUGUCCAGCGUCUACGGAUUGUCGGAUCCGGAGGACUCGACCAGCGAGAACAUCGACGACUCGCCAUCAGCGAAUGACGCUAUCUCUUCGACGAUGCCGCCCAACUACAUGAAACGGUCUGAUUUUCUGUCGGUCGACGAAUAUGCGACCUACGUAAGAGACAACCUAAUCCCGGGCAUGUUAGUGCGGUGCUGCAAGAGCUACGAGGAGGUCGAGUACGGGGACGUGGGACAGGUGACUAAGAUCGACCCGGGAGGCCUGCACGAUCUGAACGUGCAGGUCGCGUGGCAACGAAGAGGCGGCACCUACUGGGUCCGAUUCAUUCACAUCGAGCUGUUGGGCCAUCCGCCGACAAUUCCUGGCGGCCCGGCGACACUCAAGGUCGGUGACAAGGUCCGAGUCAAGGCGUCUGUUACAGUACCAAAAUACAAGUGGGGAUCGGUGAACCAUCAGUCGGUUGGAGUCGUGACGGGCAUUAUAAAUGAUGGGAAAGAUGUGUCCGUCGACUUUCCUCAGCAGAGCUUCUGGACCGGAUGCGCGGUAGAGAUGGAGAGGGUGCCGUCUUGCCACCACUCGGUUUCCUGUAACUCCUGUCAUCUCCUGCCGAUCUCCGGUCCCCGGUUCAAGUGCAAGUACUGCGAGAAUUACAAUCUCUGCGAGAACUGUUUCUAUACGAAACGGUGUCAUAGGCACGGGUUCAGCCGGAUCGUCGAGCCUGGAUCGGCCGCGGUUUACGCCGGCAAACCGGGCAGAUACCAUAGGCAAGACUUUUCGGAAUCUUCCCUGAUUGAUGACUGGUGCAAGUGCAUUCGAACGCUGACCGUGUCCUCGAGGGAAAACUGGGCCGCUCGACUCGUCGACGAGUCUGGCUGGUACUGGCAGAGUUGCGGCGUCCAGGGUCAGCACUGGAUUCGUUUGGAGAUGUUGCCUGGCAUUCUGAUACACUCGCUCAAGCUCAUGGUGAACCCGCAGGACGGUAGCUACAUGCCGUCGCUGAUAGCGGUGCAUGUCGGCGAUUCCUUCAGUCGACUAGCCGAACUGGCUACGAUCAAUGUAUGGCACACCGAUACCAGCGUUCUGCUUCUACAAGAUAGCAAAGAGUAUUACCCGUGCAUCGAGAUCGCGAUCAAGCAAUGUCGGAACGGUGGCAUCGACUGCAAGAUACACGGGCUCCGAAUCGUUUGCAAGAAGAAGAUCUUCGAGAACCAGCUGGCCACCUCGGUCUCGUUUCUGGCGUCCGACUGGGAGAUCGUUCAGGAGCAGAUGAACGCGCAGCGGCCAACAGAGGCGCCGCAGCACUCGGCGGUCUACGUCUGGGGAUUGAACGACAAGGACCAGCUAGGCGGUCUGAACGGUUCCAAGAUCAAGCGGCCGAUCUACAGCGAGGUUCUAUCCAAACUAAAGCCCAUAUACAUCGCCGGCGGUAGCAAAACAUUGUUCGUGGUAAGCCAAGAAGGAAAACUGUACGCCUGCGGCGAAGGAACGAACGGCAGACUCGGUUUCGGCGACGAGAGCAACGUCUGCGAGCCGAAGCCGAUACCGUUUCUUAGCCAGUACGUAAUCAGAAAAGUGGCGGUGCAUUCGGGCGGCAAGCACGUUCUUGCACUGACCAAGGACGGCAAGGUGUUCUCCUGGGGUGAGGGAGAGGACGGGAAACUGGGCCACGGUAACUGUCUAACCCUGCCGAAACCGAGGCUAAUCGAGUCUUUCAAGUCGAAGAGGAUCCGAGACAUUGCCUGUGGCUCUGGCCAUUCCGCCGCCGUGACCAGCAGAGGAGAGCUCUACACUUGGGGCUUGGGGGAGUACGGCAGGUUGGGUCACGGGGACACCGCCACCCAGCUCAAACCGAGGCUGGUGCAAGCGUUGAUAGGUCAACGAGUGAUACAGGUCGCCUGCGGUAGCAGGGACGCACAGACGAUGGCCUUGACCGCCGAUGGCUCGGUCUAUUCCUGGGGCGACGGAGACUUCGGCAAGCUCGGCCGUGGCGGCAGCGACGGUUGCUACACACCUCUUCUGAUCGACAGGCUAAAUGGUCUGGGAGUCGUGCAGAUCGAGUGCGGGGCACAGUUCUCCCUCGCAUUGACCAAGUAUGGGGAGGUCUGGACUUGGGGCAAGGGUGACUAUUUUCGGUUGGGUCACGGCAACGACCAUCAUGUUCGAAAGCCCACGCUGGUCGAAGGUCUGCGGGGCAAAAAGGUGAUCCAUGUCGCCGUCGGCGCUCUGCACUGCCUUGCGGUCACCGAUACAGGACAAGUGUUCGCGUGGGGCGACAACGAUCAUGGACAGCAAGGGAACGGCUCAACGGCCGUCAAUAAGAAACCGUCGCUGGUAAAUGAGCUCGACGACACCCGGGUGAACCGCGUGUCCUGCGGCUCCAGUCAUAGCAUUGCUUGGGUUCUGACGGAUCAGCCUGCUGUCAGUAAUCAGGACCCGGUUACGUUCUCAACAGCUAAAGAUCCACUUGGACAGACCUUGCUACGAUUCAAAAGCACAGCCGGAGAGGCCAGCGCAGCCUGUGCUUCGUUUUGUUCGACGAACGGAUUCAGCGUUAUCACCGGUAGCAGCAGUGGUAGCGGUAGCGGUAGUGGCAGCGGCAGCGCUAGCUGCGGUGCUAGCGGCGGUGGUAGCGGUAGCAGUGGUACCGUCGUCGUUCCCGGCACCAGCAACGGUAUCUACGACGACCCUGCGGUUGCGAGCGGUUCACGCAAUGGUGCAAAUUCCAAUGGCGUCUUGGGUACCGCCAGUCGACCCUCUCUCGCGAGCAUCAUCUUGUCACUGGAAAGUAACGUGGCCAAACAGCAAGCGCUGCAGCACGUGAUAAACGCGCUUCGCAUAAUGCAAGCUCGCAUCGCUGUAGUGACCGCGUUGCAGAGUCACUCAAUGUUGAAAAUUACUACUGGUGCACAAGCCAGCGGUUGCAACGGAAGCGGAUCCGGCGAUGUUACAGGAUCUUACACUCCCGCUGUCGAAGCGUCAUCGGAUACGGGAGCAAUUGGAGCGGUUGGAACGGUCGUAGCAGUCGCAGGAGGUGUUGACGAGACCAGCAUCGGUACCGGAGCAGGACACGCCGUCUAUCAAAAUGUUGGAGAGAGCUCGCAGGGCGGCGGCGAGGCACCAGCGAAUGCUGCCGAAGUUGCCAGCUUGAUCGCUAAUCCUAGGACCAGUCCUGAGUCGGAGGACUAUCCGCUGACCAUGUUUCCAUCGAUGUCCAGCUCGGCGAGUUUGUCCUCUAGGGCCUCGAAGAUGUCGAGCAGCGCGAUGAGCGUGAUCGCGGCGACGCUAACGUCGAACGCGCAGCUGGUCGGCGAAGGAAACGGUUCAGUAGAUUCGAACCUGGACGAUUUCACGUCGACGAUAGCCGAGGAAGAUGCGAGGAUGCUGGUCGAUCUCCUCAAGCUAGCAGUGGCGAAUCGAGUCUGCAAGGGAGCCAGGGAGAUCAUCUCGUCGGUGCUGAUCGCACUCGCUAAGACGAAUCACUCGAUUCGAACCAUGAUCUUGGAGAUUUGCAUCACGGAGCUGGAGGAUACGGUAGCUAGUUCGAACAAUGGGACAAACCUGCCUCAGCCGGUGGUACAGGAAAGUCCACACCCCUAUAUAGACGGCACCACGUUGACCGGUCAUGUGAAAAUUCCCGGCGCGGAAGCCUUGAGGGUCGAGUUCGAUCGCCGAUGCUCGACCGAGCGACGCCAUGACCCUUUGGCAUUUAUGGACACCAACAACAGGGUAAUAGCGGUUAAAUCCGGCCGGGAGUAUAGUGAAUGGGCCAACGGGGAGAUCCGUGUGCCAGGAGACGAGCUCAGGUGGAGGUUCUCGUCGGAUGGCUCCGUGAAUGGCUGGGGAUGGCGAUUCACCGUAUAUCCGGUGUUCGCGAGUCUUUCGGGUCACGAACUGAUCUCGGACAGGGCGGUCCUCUCACAACCGGCCAUUGGUUUGGCUGAGUCGCUGCUAGACAACGGUUUGAUCGGGUUGGACAGGAACGUCGCGACUCGGCUGGCAGCUACUCUGGCCCAGUGCAGUCAGCUGAGCGUGUUAUCGGCCCAGCAGCGUAUAUGGGCGCUCAAAAAGUUGCAGGUCGUUUAUACGAGCGGUCCCAGCAUCCGACCGGAAGUCGCACUCACCACUCUGCUCGGGUCUCUGCCUCAAGCUUUGUUGAAACAGUACUUUUACGAAGAUCCAUUAGUUCGAGGAGGAAAACAACUGAUGCACAGCGAUUUCUUCAAGGUGCUGGUUGCUCUUGCUUGCGACAUUGAAUUGGACGGGAUGCACUGCUGCUCGGAGAUCCACAAAUGGUCUUGGUUUCGAAGGUUCUGCCUCUCCGCGAGGGUCGCCAAGGCACUGGUGAACCGUACGCCGCUUCCAAGAAUAUUCUGUGUGGAAGUCAUCAAGCGCAUCAAUGAGAUGAACUCAGACGGAGAGACAACUAACAGAGAUCACGAGAGUCAUGAGCUGUUCAAGCAGGAACAUGACGAGCAGUUGUUGCUGUGGUUGAACCGAAGACCGGAAGAUUGGACGCUGUCGUGGGACGGUUCCGGAGCGAUUUACGGCUGGGGACAUAAUCAUCGAGGGCAAUUAGGUGGUCUCGAGGGAGCCAAGGUGAAGUUGCCGAUUCUGUGCGAGAGUCUGUCCGCUCUUCGACCGGUCCAGCUUACAGGCGGAGAGCAAACCUUGUUCGCCGUCACCGCUGAUGGAAAAGUCUAUGCGACCGGAUACGGUGCGGUCGGUCGACUCGGAAUCGGAGGCACCGACUCCGUUACAGUACCCACUCUUUUGGAGUCCAUUCAGCACGUGUUCGUGAAAAAAGUUGCGGUCAACUCCGGGGGGAAACACUGUCUCGCGCUCAGCUCUGAGGGUCACGUAUAUUCGUGGGGAGAAGGCGACGAUGGUAAAUUGGGCCACGGGAACCGAUUGUUCUACGACCGACCGAAAUUGAUCGAAGAUCUUCUUGGAACCGAAAUCCUAGACAUUUCUUGCGGCGGCAACCAUAGCGCGGCGAUUACCAGUACAGGCUGGCUCUAUACCUGGGGAAAAGGUCGAUAUGGACGUCUGGGCCACGGAGAAAGCGAUGAUCAGCUGACACCUAAACUGGUGGAAGCGUUACAGGAUUAUAAGGUGAUCGAUGUCGCCUGUGGAAGCGGAGACGCGCAAACGCUUUGCGUCACCGAUGAUGACAACGUUUGGAGCUGGGGGGAUGGGGAUUACGGGAAAUUAGGCAGAGGUGGCAGCGAUGGUUGUAAGAUUCCCAUGAAGAUUGAGUCUCUCGCAGGACUCGGAGUGAUCAAAGUCGAAUGCGGCAGCCAAUUCUCAGUGGCCCUGACAAGAUCGGGAGCGAUUUAUACGUGGGGCAAAGGAGACUAUCACCGGCUAGGUCACGGCACGGACGACCACGUUCGAAGACCGCGGAAAAUAACGGCGCUUCAAAGUAAGAAAAUCAUCUGUAUAGCGACAGGUUCGUUGCACUGCGUGGCUUGUUCCGACAAAGGAGAGGUUUUCACGUGGGGGGACAACGACGAAGGUCAGCUGGGCGAUGGGACGACAGGUGCCCUUCAACGACCGAGACUGGUUCGCGCGCUGCAGGGCGAAAAGAUUACGAGAGUCGCUUGCGGAAGCGCGCACACCGUUGCUUGGAGCACCACGAAAGCCACGCAAACCAAAAUGCCCGCUGUCACACCGAUGGAAUACGACCUGGUCAAAGAUCUUCCGUUCUCCGUACUGCACAACCGACUGGUGCUCUUGCACCACUUCGCUGAACUACUUUGCCCGUGUCUACCAAUGUAUCCGAUCACCGGGCCUCUUAGUCUCAGCAAAUUGGCACCAAUGCUGGUUUAUAGCAUCAAAGAGGCAACCUUCCGCAAAGUGGUCCAAGCGACGAUGGUCAGAGACCGACAACACGGUCCGGUGAUCGAGUUGAAUCGAAUACAGGUGAAACGGGCAAGAAGCAAAGGCGGCUUAGCUGGACCCGACGGCAUCAAGUCGGUCUUUGGACAGAUGGUGUCGAAAAUGUCUCUGCUGACUCAAGAUGUCCUUUUCUUCCCGCAUAGAGUAUGGAAGGUGAAAUUCGUCGGAGAAAGCGUGGAUGACUGUGGUGGCGGAUACAGCGAGAGUAUAGCGGAAAUGUGCGACGAGUUACAAAAUGGUUCUUUACCGUUGUUUAUACCGACUCCGAACGGUCGAGAGGACAACGGCACCAACAGGGAUUGCUUCUUGUUGAACCCGACCGCAGAUUCGUCUCUACACUUGAACAUGUUCCGGUUUCUUGGAAUCUUAAUGGGUAUAGCGAUAAGAACUGGCAGUCCGUUAAGCUUGAAUUUGGCUGAACCCGUGUGGAAGCAGCUAGCGGGUAGCCCCUUAACGCCAGCCGACCUGACCGAGGUUGACAGGGACUAUGUUCCUGGGUUGUUGUGCAUUCGAGACAUGGACCCCGACGAAAAAGUCUUUCAAACUCUCGAGAUGCCGUUCUCGACGCCGUCGGCCGUAGGUCACGACGUACCCUUGUCGAACAGAUAUCAAAAGAUCACUCCGACGAACAAGCACGAGUAUGUUCGACUGGCCUUGAACUACAGACUACACGAGUUUGAUGCACAAGUAAACGCGGUGCGCGACGGGAUGUCCAAGGUGAUUCCUGUACCUUUCCUCGCUCUAUUCAGCGGGACCGAACUGGAAACGAUGGUCUGCGGCAGUCCAGAUAUUCCGCUUACUCUAUUGAAAUCUGUCGCAACGUAUAAAGGCAUCGAGGCAAGCGCUCCAUUAAUACAGUGGUUCUGGGAAGUGAUGGAGGACUUCUCCAAUCAGGAGAGGUCUUUGUUCCUGCGAUUUGUUUGGGGAAGGACUCGUCUGCCGCGUACAAUAGCUGACUUUCGCGGUAGAGAUUUUGUUCUGCAGGUGAUGGACAAAUACAAUCCGCCCGAUCAUUUUCUUCCCGAAAGUUACACCUGCUUUUUCCUGUUAAAAAUGCCACGCUACUCGUGCAAGCUGGUACUCUGUCAAAAAUUGAAAUACGCGAUACAUUUUUGCAAGAGUAUCGACACCGAUGAGUACGCCAGAGUUCAAGCUGCUACCAAUUCCGACACCGAAGAAACCGACAGCCUAGCCAGCGAGGAGCACACUUCGCUUUAACGAAAUUGAUGCUAAACCGUUUUUCGAUUCCGUUGAUGCAUUAGCAAAUAACGUCGAUACGGACUCACCGAUACCGAUCAUCCUGCAUCGGUAUUGUUCGUAAGUAUGAUAUUUCCCUUUGUCGCAUUGCAAUUCGCUCGUACCGAAGAAAAAGGAUGACCUUUUGCCUUUUCUCCGUUUUUCUUUCUUUUUUUAAUUCCCGUUCUGCUAGAUAUAGUUGAAUCGAUUGCAACGAACCGUUUAAAACUGUACACGAUCGCUCGAUCUCGUAAAUCGUAAGAUUCCUGUUGACGACAGUACUAGAUUUCGAUCGGCAAGUAAUGCCGAUUUAUAUUACAUUCGAAACAAAUGAGUUCUAGCGUCCGUCCCAGGUAUACUUGGUUGUGUGGCUACACAAAGCUCUUUUUUCUUCGAAACGUCGAAUUUUUUCAACCAAUGUAAGGUCUCCUUUUGGUUUCGCAUUAAUAAUCGUUGACAUCUUCGAAACAACCCUAAAAUAUUUCGUAUCGGCACAUUUUGAUAAUUCGUGAAUAUGCAACUAUAUAUUAUCGUUAUUAUUUAUUGUCCAGUUGAUCUUCAAUAAAAUAACCCAAAUAUUGUACAUAUAUAGUUAUGGAUGGGCGUGCAUGUAUAUGAGAGAUACACAGAGAGAAAGAGAGAGAGAGAGAGAGAGAGAGUGAAAGAGAGCGCAAAAGAGCGAGAGAGAUACGACGCGAGCGCGUAUGUAAUACUGUAUCGUGUCAAGUAUAAAUAAGUAAACAUACUCUAACGAAAGAUCUGAGAUAGCAAAAUGUGCUUUCAAUGGCAAGAUAAAACAACCGAUGCUUUAGUUUACAGAUAAUAAUAAAAACUUUUAAACGAGUAAUAA
Messenger RNA from Megalopta genalis, 17266 nucleotides. The record is from RefSeq and is a predicted model, not a curated record. Lineage: Eukaryota; Metazoa; Arthropoda; Insecta; Hymenoptera; Halictidae.